UCCCAACCCACCUCUCAUCAACACAGCAUCACACAAACUCACUAGCUACACUGCAGCGAUCACCAACCGAGCUCCCUAGCUAACAAGACGUGCUGAGCGCCGAGAAGUCGAGGAGAUGGCCGGUGCGGCGAAGGCGUCGUGGAUGGUGGCGAUGAGCGUGGGCGCGGUGGAGGCCCUCAAGGACCAGGGCGGGCUCUGCCGCUGGAACUACGCGCUGCGCUCUAUCCACCGGAGUGCCAAGGCCAACGUGCGCAGCUUCGCGCAGGCCCAGAAGCUGGCCCCAGCGGCGGAGAAGAGACGAGCGGACAAGGCCGAGGAGGGGAUGAGGACGGUCAUGUACCUGAGUUGCUGGGGGCCUAAUAGCUAGAGCUUCAGCCGUCUCUGUUUUGGCUUUAAGCAACCGAGCUUGGCCGGUUGCCUCCAGAUUGUAAUAUAUGAUGAUGAUGAAAAUUUCUACCACUCGAGUA
This is a messenger RNA of Phragmites australis (common reed), 467 nucleotides long. RefSeq lists its product as uncharacterized. NCBI's taxonomy places the organism in Eukaryota, Viridiplantae, Streptophyta, Magnoliopsida, Poales, Poaceae. The transcript has a single exon. The coding region runs from base 116 to 367 and encodes 83 amino acids. The record is from RefSeq and is a predicted model, not a curated record.